This is a messenger RNA of Pseudomassariella vexata, 1310 nucleotides long. RefSeq names its product ribosome biogenesis protein Nop16. Gene Ontology annotation, cellular component: nucleolus. The transcript has a single exon. NCBI's taxonomy places the organism in Eukaryota, Fungi, Ascomycota, Sordariomycetes, Amphisphaeriales, Pseudomassariaceae. The record is from RefSeq and is a predicted model, not a curated record. Bases 195 to 917 code for a protein of 240 amino acids. Gene Ontology annotation, biological process: ribosomal large subunit biogenesis.
AUUUAGAAAUUUUGGACAGGCGCUUGAGAGCUUCAUAUGAACUGGGACAGUCCAAUCAACCAACAGUCUCUUUACAAGAACAAUCCACAAAACUCCCCCAAAUACCAAUUGCCGAACUGAGAAAGUUGGGCAAUUUGCGACAAGUCCUCAUACAAACCAACAUUCUCAGAAGUCCACAAGCACGACAAUACACAAUGGGCCGCGACCUCCAAAAGCGCAAAGCGCGCUCCUCGCGCCCGACAACCAAACAACCCUCCUCGAACCGCCCCAAACGCAUCCCCAACCCGCUCGGUAACGACAUAAUCGCACGUAACUGGGACAAGAACCUCACAACAGCGCAGAACUACCGGCGUCUAGGCCUCAUCUCGCACCUGAAAGCGCCCACGGGCGGCAUCGAACCAGGCCUGCGCAUCCACGGCGCCACACAGAAGACCAAGGGCAAAGGUCAGGGCAUGAGCACGAGCACCAAGCCCGUGGACCCGUUCGCCAUUAAGCCCGCGGGGGCCGAGACCCUAUUCCGCGAGGCGCGGGUGGAGCGGGAUGAGGAGGGGAAGAUCGUUAGAGUGAUUGAUUUCGGAAGAAAAGAACCGAAGCCAAAUCCACUGAAUGAUCCGUUAAACGAUUUGGAUACGGAUCCCGAGGAUGAGAUGAACGAUGACGGGGAGACGUGGGGUGGAAUUGAUGGCGAGGGCGAAGAGACGACGGAGGUGGUGAAGGCGCUCGAGGCGGAGGCGAAUCGGCCCGUGGAGAGGAAGGUGAGAGGGUUGAGUGCAAGGGAGAAGGAGUGGUUGGAGAGCUUGAUUGAGAGGCACGGCGAGGAUACGAGGGCUAUGUUUAGGGAUAGGAGGCUGAAUCCCAUGCAGCAGACUGAGGCGGAUAUUGCGAGGAGGAUUAGAAAGUUGAAGGGUGGGUCAUGAUGGAGUCGGCUGGCGUGGCUGGAUGUCUGCGAAUGACAAGUCCAGUGGGCCUACUGAUGCAUGAGAUGGCGUUGGGAAUUUAUUUGAUACAAUGUGCGUUAGUCAAUAUAUUGGCUAGCUGUCAAGGCCACUAGACGGGCUGUAUAAGCCAUGCUCACUGUUUCGGUACAGACUGUCGGGUCCCGAGUAUUGGGAGCUAUAUUCGUACUACGAAGAUGCGUGGGGAAGAACCGCCGCAUUGCGCCCCGGGGAUUCCUAGAUACACUAGUUCGUGCCUGGAUGCCGGGUACUCCUCUAUUCCUGGGGCCACAUUUGCCCUCACAUACACUAGGAAAAGCCCUGGUGUCGCUCUACUCGCUGCGAACCUUGUCGCUGAAGGAGCUCUGCGAAUGC